Vigna radiata var. radiata (mung bean) is the source of this 1830-nucleotide messenger RNA. RefSeq names its product UDP-glucuronic acid decarboxylase 2. Gene Ontology annotation, cellular component: cytoplasm. Bases 225 to 1508 code for a protein of 427 amino acids. Gene Ontology annotation, biological process: D-xylose metabolic process. The transcript has 7 exons. The record is from RefSeq and is a predicted model, not a curated record. NCBI's taxonomy places the organism in Eukaryota, Viridiplantae, Streptophyta, Magnoliopsida, Fabales, Fabaceae. Gene Ontology annotation, molecular function: UDP-glucuronate decarboxylase activity; NAD+ binding.
GAACGAAGCACGUUAGAGCAUAGAAACUUCGUAGAGCUUUAUAAGCAGUGACCUUUGGAUCUGAAAAGGUGAGGCAGGCAGCACCAGCACUUUCACUCCCCGCCUUCUCCGCAUUCAUUCUCGUCUUUUCACAUCAAAUUCACAGCCACACAUUCAACCAUAACCAAUACUACAACAAUAACACCAGCAACAGAUAAGUAUUACUGUCAAUUGAACCAGCGAAAAUGGCUUCGGGAUUGGUUUUCCGAGGACACGAGGCCCAACCUGUCAACGACGCCUAUUCCGCCAAGCCACAGAAGCCAUGGUUCUCCCUCCGCUACUUCUUCCGCGAGCAGCGACUCCAUUUCCUCUUCUUCGGCAUUCUCCUCGCCUCCGUCUUCUUCCUCCUCUUCCCCUCCGUCUCUUCUCCUCCCGCCCGAGCCCACGACCCACUCCCCGCUUCUUUCUCCGCACGCCACGACUUAACGCACUGGAUCACUACCAACACCCGAGCCUAUGACGUGGCGGUGCAUUCCUCGGGGAGGAUCCCUCUAGGGAUCAAACGAAAAGCGCGCCGGGUGGUGGUGACUGGCGGGGCCGGGUUUGUCGGGUCCCACUUAGUGGAUCGGUUGAUUAGCCGAGGAGACAGCGUGAUCGUGGUCGACAAUUUCUUCACAGGAAGGAAAGAAAACGUGAUGCACCAUUUUGGGAAUCCGAAUUUCGAACUUAUCCGACACGACGUCGUUGAGCCUCUCCUCUUGGAAGUAGACCAGAUCUACCAUCUCGCUUGCCCUGCCUCACCUGUCCAUUACAAGUUCAAUCCCGUCAAGACUAUUAAGACCAACGUGGUGGGCACGUUGAACAUGCUGGGGCUUGCUAAAAGGGUUGGCGCGAGGUUCCUUUUAACCAGUACCAGCGAGGUUUACGGAGAUCCUCUGCAACACCCUCAGAAGGAGACUUAUUGGGGCAACGUCAAUCCCAUUGGUGUUCGAAGCUGCUACGACGAGGGAAAGCGUACGGCUGAAACAUUAACCAUGGAUUACCACAGAGGAGCUGGAGUCGAGGUAAGAAUAGCUAGGAUUUUCAACACCUACGGGCCCAGAAUGUGCUUAGACGAUGGUCGCGUUGUUAGUAACUUCGUCGCUCAGGCACUAAGAAAGGAGGCUUUGACCGUUUAUGGGGAUGGGAAGCAAACAAGAAGUUUCCAAUACGUUUCUGAUCUGGUGGAGGGGCUGAUGCGCCUUAUGGAAGGAGAACAUGUAGGACCUUUCAAUCUUGGAAAUCCUGGUGAAUUUACCAUGCUUGAACUUGCCAAGGUGGUUCAAGAAACAAUAGAUCCAGAGGCUAAGAUAGACUACAGGCCGAACACAGAGGAUGACCCACACAUGAGAAAGCCUGAUAUCAGUAGGGCCAAAGAGCUACUGGGCUGGGAACCCAAGGUGGACCUACGCAAGGGACUCCCUCUAAUGGUUUCUGACUUCCGACAACGCAUUUUUGGGGACCAAAAGGAAGGAGCAACCUCUACCUAAUGAAAAUUGGAAUUUGUUCUGCCAGUUACCUCAGACCAUGUGUGAAAGGAGAUUGUAGUUCACAUUUUUCAUAGCAUUAGCCAGAAAACAGUUAGGGAGGUUUCGCAUCUCUUCGUAGUCCAUUACUCACAGUAGCUAUUGUCAGCCAAACAUAAAUUUCCGCUUGGUCCUUUAUCCUCUACCAUUGAUGUCCUUAUUGUAUUUCUCUAAUUGCAACCCUUGUUGGAUGGAUACACGCUCACAAUGUAAUACGCAAUCUGACAUCUUUGAUACUGAAAAAAUAGAAGUUUAUGAACGAGUACAAUUAAUUAUGAAAUCGAAA